Molecule: messenger RNA, 1693 nt
Organism: Radiomyces spectabilis
Lineage: Eukaryota; Fungi; Mucoromycota; Mucoromycetes; Mucorales; Radiomycetaceae
Exons: 1
Coding region: 218-1453 (411 amino acids)
Biological process (GO): regulation of transcription by RNA polymerase II
Molecular function (GO): RNA polymerase II cis-regulatory region sequence-specific DNA binding; DNA-binding transcription factor activity, RNA polymerase II-specific
Source: RefSeq, a predicted model, not a curated record
AACAACAGAUGGCUGGGACUAUAAAUAAUCUUGCCAUAGAGGUUAAACCGCCGAUAUAUAAAAACCGAGAACAAACAGGUUCACUUUGGAUCUUUCUACAUCAAGUUUAUCUGUUUUAUUUCCUUGCAUCUUUUUUAUUUUUAUUUUACGUCUCUCUUCUCUAUUAUUCUUUUUACCCUGUUUGUGCACCUGCUUAUCUUUUUAUUGAUCCUCCACCAUGACCUUUGAGCAAAAACCUCUUUUCUUUGAAUCGUCGGCUUGGCUUGCCAAUUUGCCCUCGCUUGAUCCAAUUGUGCCUGAUUGCAUGUUUCAAGAUGAUUUAUCCACUCCAACGCUGUCGCAGCAACCUAGCUCGGAAGACAUUGUAUCCAAUUCGCUCUGUAUUGAUGAUACGUUUAUGUUUAAUCCCGAUGUCAAUCAUGUACCAUGCGUUCAAUCCAAUAUAAACCUUCCGUUGUCAUCAUUACCUCUAAUGGCCCCCAUUGCCGACAUGUCUUAUUAUCAUGCAUACACACCAUCCUGUGGCGAUUUGUCCCAGGCCGUGUCUCGUCUUCAAAUCGAUCACCCUCCAACUUAUGCUCCUGCUCCCAGCUUAAAUCUUGAAAACAUCCAACCUUGUAUUUCCGUGACUGAGCCGACCCCGAUCCAGCAAGAAAACUUUGCAUCGGAGUUGAUGUUCUUCGGCUCCUUCCUUUCCAACCAUGGACAACCUUUCGAUCAACCAUCCACUCAUUCUUGUCAUCAACCACAACAACAACAACAGCAGCAGCAGCAGCAGCAGCAACAACAGAUUCCCUAUUACCAGCUCUCGCCAGCAUAUGAUAUCCAAUCUUCAUUUCAAUCCCAGGAUCAGGCAUUGCAACUGCAACCCAAUACGGAACUCUGUGGUCCAGUGGAUUGGCUCAGCUGGACUCCCGCCGGAUCACCUACCCAGACUUCCGAUCUUUGGUUCGAAGCUCAUUCCGUCUAUACCCCAUCUCCCGAAUUGCAAUACUAUGACAGUCCCGAGAUGCCUUUAUUAAGCCCCGAGAUGGCGCAGCCAAAACAACGUCGUCCUCGCCGUGUCUCUGAACCUCCAAAGUAUACUGUGGCAUCGGAUGGACAAGUCCCGGCUGGUUAUACCACUAAAUCGGUGCGUCGCAGCAACAGUGACCGCCGCGCACGCAGCAAUUCGGGAACCCAUCAGUGUCAAUAUCCGGGCUGUGGAAAAUCAUUCACGCGUUCUUAUAACCUCACAUCACAUAUGCGUACUCACACUUCGGAUCGUCCCUUUGCUUGCUCAGAAUGUGGUCGUAAAUUCGCACGUCAACACGAUCGUAACCGACAUGAAAAACUUCACUGGGGGAUCAAGCCUCACCGAUGCACUAUCUGCAACAAGACCUUUGCUCGUAUGGACGCCCUCAACCGACAUCUCAAAGUCGAUAAUGGAUGCAGCAGUGCUGCCUCCAAAUAAGCUCCUAUGCCCCACUAUUUCUUUGUUUUUUCUAAUAUCCUUUCUUAUACAUAUCUAGUUGUUGUAUUCAUAUUAUGCUUUUUUUUUCUUCUUCCUUUGUUAUACCCUGCGUCGAUUCCGCCCCUCUUUCACUCCUUUCAUUUCUCUUCUGAUCUUUUGUUGUUGAUGUAAACUUAUUAUCUUAUGUAUAUAGAACCCUUUUUUUUCUUUUUUUUUUUUUUUUUGCUCGCAAAAAAAAAA